This is a messenger RNA of Jatropha curcas, 3887 nucleotides long. Its product is annotated as DNA topoisomerase, type IA, core. Gene Ontology annotation, cellular component: chromosome. Gene Ontology annotation, molecular function: DNA topoisomerase type I (single strand cut, ATP-independent) activity; DNA binding. Gene Ontology annotation, biological process: DNA topological change. The record is from RefSeq and is a predicted model, not a curated record. NCBI's taxonomy places the organism in Eukaryota, Viridiplantae, Streptophyta, Magnoliopsida, Malpighiales, Euphorbiaceae.
CUCGUCUGCUAAACCUCUCGCUGCUCCUCUGUUACCACCGCCUGCAAACCCUCUCCAUUGGAAGCAAGUGAAGAGAUGCGAUGAGUCAAACGCAAAGGGGCUUUCUAUUCGUUUCCACAUGUCCAUCUUCCUUCUUCCGUGAAACUUCUUCUUGUUCAGCUGCGUAUCUUCGACCCUUCAUGGCCAAGUUGCAGUGCCGGGCACCUCAGGAUUAUUCAGCCUUUCACUUGCCUUCUCCUUCACAAUUUGGUUCUUUCCAUAUAUACAGACAAUGUUCUCAGCUUCGAUUAAAGAAACCCAUGGUGUCAUCCAUGAUCUCUAGCAACCGUUCGAAGAUUCCACAAUGCCUUGUUGAUGGGCCUAGGAGUAUUACUGAUGUUCACUCCUCUUUAAUACCUGGAUGUUUUAUUCGCCCUGCUUCUCCUUUGAAUAGCAUAAGUUCUUGGUCUUUGAACAUGGUUAACGCUCGUAGCUCACAUGAUUAUGUAGCUUUUGCCAAGCGUCAUUUUUCUCAAGUCUCGAGGGUAAAGAAACAGAAUAAAAAUUUUGGUGGCGUUGAUCAACAUCGGAAGCAGUUGAAUGCCCAUGUCAAUAAGAGAGCUACUUCUAGUUCUGGUAUUUCAGCCUCCAAUGAGGUCAAUGCCAUGACAUCCACUGAAGGGAAGGUUGGAGAUGUGAAGUUGGGAUCCUGCGUUUCAACAUCCCCUGUGAGCAAUAAUAACCCAAACUCCAAAGUGAGUGGAAGAAAGAAGAAGCAAACAAGAACCAAAACUGCAAAGAAGCAACCUUCUAGCAUCAUUGCCUCAGAUACAGAAUCUUCUGAAGCAAAAAGUCCCACAGAAGAAUUAGAGAAGAAAUUAACUGUGAAGAAGUCCAAGCAAUUGUUUGGUGAUUCUGCUUCAGCAAAAAAGCAGUCCAACAAGAAAAGUAGAAACCCUAAUGGAAAGGGCAAAUCUUUGAAAACAAUUAGUGAAUCAGCAGGGAAACAAAAGCCUCAAAUAGUGGGCAAACUGAAUCCUUUGACACAAGGGACGCCAAAGCAAUUUUAUCCUCCUAUUGGAAAAUCUGUCCUGGUGGUUGAGUCCGUUACAAAGGCAAAGGUCAUUCAGGGUUACCUUGGAGACAUGUUUGAAGUUUUGCCUAGCUAUGGUCAUGUGAGGGACUUGGCUGCAAGGUCUGGAUCUGUGCGGCCUGAUGAUGACUUUAGUAUGGUAUGGGAGGUUCCUUCUGCCGCCUGGACUCACCUUAAGAGCAUCAAGGUUGCACUAUCUGGAGCAGAAAAUCUCAUACUUGCAUCAGAUCCUGAUCGUGAAGGAGAGGCAAUUGCUUGGCAUAUUAUUGAGAUGUUGCAACAACAAGAUGCUUUACGUCAAGGGAUUUCUGUGGCAAGAGUUGUCUUUCAUGAAAUAACUGAGGAGUCCGUUAAAAAUGCUUUGCAAGCUCCAAGAGAAAUUGAUUUGAAUUUGGUCAACGCUUACCUUGCACGGCGUGCUAUUGAUUAUUUAAUUGGAUUCAAUAUUUCACCAUUAUUAUGGAGGAAAUUACCAGGUUGCCAAUCAGCUGGGCGUGUUCAAUCUGCUGCAUUAUCUCUUAUAUGUGACAGGGAAAUGGAAAUUGACGAAUUUAAGCCACAAGAGUAUUGGAGUAUUGAGGGUGAAUUCUGCACAAAAGAUACGAACUCUUUGGUGAAUACUCACCUGACGCAUUUUGACUCUAAAAAGUUGAACCAACAUUCAAUUAGUUCUCAUACAGAGGCAAAAGAUAUUGAACAGAAGAUAAAUUUUGCAAGUUUUCAAGUUGCUGGUGCUAAGGAAAGCAAAAUUAGAAGAAAUCCUCCUACACCUUACAUAACGUCAACACUUCAGCAGGAUGCAGCAAACAAAUUACAUUUCCCUUCAAUGUACACAAUGAAGCUUGCACAAAAACUUUAUGAAGGGGUUCAGUUAUCUGAUGGAAAGGCAACAGGUCUGAUAACAUACAUCAGAACAGAUGGACUACAUAUUUCUGAUGAAGCUGUUAGGGAAAUACGUUCUUUGGUGAUUGAAAGGUAUGGCCAAGAUUUUGCAUCUGGGAGCCAACGAAAAUAUUUUAAAAAGGUGAAGAAUGCUCAAGAGGCCCAUGAAGCAAUUCGACCCACCAAUAUUCAGAUAUUACCAUCAAUGCUUGUGAAUGUACUUGAUGAAGAUUCCUUGAAGUUAUACACUCUUAUUUGGUCUCGAACAGUGGCGUGCCAAAUGGAACCUAGUACCACCGAGCAGAUUCAAGUUGACAUUAGUAAUGCUGAUGGGUCAAUUACUCUCAGAGCUGCAUGCUCAAGAGUUGGGUUUCUUGGCUAUCAGGCAGUUUAUGAGGAUAUUGAGGCUGGAGCACCAAGACACAAGGAAAGCGCAGUGUAUGAACGUCAAGAAACCUUUGCAAUUCUCAAGUCACUGAAGCCAGGGGAACUUUUGAAUCUUGGUGAAGUCAAACUUGAGCAGCACUUUACCCAGGCUCCUCCACGCUACUCUGAAGGAUCAUUGGUUAAGAAGAUGGAAGAACUUGGCAUUGGAAGGCCUUCAACUUAUGCGAGCACUUUGAAAGUUUUACAGGAUAGGAAGUAUGUGACAGUAAAAAGCCGGGUGUUGCAUCCAGAAUUUCGUGGUCGCAUGGUGUCAGCAUUUCUCUCUCACCAUUUUACUGAGGUUGCAGACUACAGCUUUACUGCUGAUAUGGAGACUGAGCUUGAUAAUGUCUCUGCUGGCUUAACUGAAUGGAAAGGCCUUCUCAGAGAUUACUGGACACGAUUUAGGUCAUAUUGCAGUCGUGCUGAAAGUGUCCAUAUCCAUCAGGUGGAAAAGAUGCUCGGGAAGACAUUUGGGGAUUUUUUGUUUGGUUCACUCCCUGAUGACAAAAAGACAUGUCCUAGCUGUCUGGAAGGCGCUUUGAUCUUCAAAGUAAGUCGGUAUGGUGCAGGCUACUUUAUAGGUUGUGAUCAACACCCAAAGUGCAAGUAUAUUGCCAAGACAAUAUAUGGUGAUGAAGAAGAAGAAGAAGAAACUCCUCGAAACAAUGCUGUGGAGGAACCGAAGUUGCUUGGCGUUCACCCAGUUUCUAAUGAAAAGGUUCUCUUGAAGAAUGGUCCUUAUGGAUUCUAUGUACAGCUUGGUGAAGACAGUAAGGGUUACACGCCAAAAAGAGCCUCGGUUUCUCAUAUAAAGGAUGUGGAUGGUAUUUCACUGGAAGAUGCUUUGGAGUUGCUACGUUAUCCUGUGACAUUGGGUAAUCAUCCAAAGGAUGGGUAUCCCGUGAUACUAAGAUUUGCAAAGGCUGGACUUGCUGUUAAGCAUCGACGGACAAUUGCUUCAGUUUCCAAGAAUAUGAAGCGGGACGACAUCACCUUGGAGAAAGCGUUGGAGCUUUUAUCAAGUAAAAAUGUGAGGCGAUGUGGCCGGCCUAAGAAGGUUAAGGAAGUGGCAGAGGUUUUAUAGCAUGGUAAAUCGGUUCUUGUGCCAAUGACUUGAUACAAUCAGUUGCGUUCAAGUAACAACAAAUUUCACAUGGGCAUGGAGGGAUUCUUGUUACUAGAAGAGUUCUAUAAUAUGAAAACAAAGCAAUUUUGUAAGGUCAUCCCUUUUUAUGUUGUUGUUAUUAUUAUUUAUUUAUUUAUUUAUUCUCUUUUUAUUUUAUUUUAUUUUUUGAGGGCGAAGGGGGAGGGAGGAGGUGGUUUCCAUAUUUACAGGGCAAGUUUUCAUUCGAAUUUUAGGUAAAAUAUUUUGUGCAGUUUGCAGUCGAUUGGUGGAACAAUACGUGUACUGGAUUAAUCUUUUUGUUUGAACUUUGAAGACAUUGUAUUAUCAAACCAUGUGAUAAAACAGAACACUAAAAAAAAGCCAAUGAGCGUUGUGAAA